Molecule: messenger RNA, 7814 nt
Organism: Habropoda laboriosa
Lineage: Eukaryota; Metazoa; Arthropoda; Insecta; Hymenoptera; Apidae
Gene: pps
Exons: 16
Coding region: 57-7814 (2585 amino acids)
Biological process (GO): DNA-templated transcription
Cellular component (GO): nucleus
Molecular function (GO): protein binding
Source: RefSeq, a predicted model, not a curated record
CGACCAAUUCGUUGAAAAUCGAAAAUAUUGCGACGUUUCCAUUAGCUUAGAAAAAAAUGUCUAGCUCGUACGUUAUCGAGCCACCGGAGGGUGGAUCAGAGAAGAAGGACGAUACGUUAAUUAUCAUUGUCAAUGACGAUGGUACGAUAUCCGUUGACCAAGAAACUUUGCAAAGCUUAAUCCUGAAUCAAUCCAAUGCGAAUGUUAGCGUUGUUAGAGUAGGCCAGGCGGAGACAGACACAGAAAAUGGAGACAUCACUUUAACCGUAGAUCCUCCGUCUUUUACAUCUGCAGCGGUAAAUUCUACAGGCACUUCCACAGAUGCGAGUAGUUUGGUCGAUCCCUUCAUGGAGAUGGAUCCGGAACAGUUGGAACGGUUGGAAACAGCUUUACAAAGCGAAGAGGCGAAACAGAUUCUUGGAGAAAACGUUACAGCAAUGCUUGAUAUGUUAACGGUAGAAGAGCAACAAAACUCCAUAAGGUAUAGCGUUAAAUUGGAUCAUUGCUACACAAGUAGGUUAUCACCUUCUGAUCCUAAGCCAAGGGAUCCAUUACCUGUUAUCGAUUCACCCACUUCCGACGAUGGUUUACAAUAUGCGCGACAACUGUCGCCUGCUCCUGGUACAUCUAAAACGUCAUCGCCUAUCGGUGCUGAUACCGAGAAUACAAUCGUAAUAAAACCGAAAGUUGUUGGAAAAACUGGCAAACCGGUAGGCCGACCGCGAAAAAAUCCUCUACCAGCCUCUGUUUCCGUGUAUAACAAUUCAAAGUCAUCCGUCGGUAUAACCAGUACACCUAAAUCUGUCACACACACUGUACCGAGAAACUUAACAGGUCUAAUGCAGCAACAACAACAACAACAGCAGCAGCAGCAGCAGCAGCAGGGUAUUGGAAAACAUCAAGCAAGAUCUAAUGACGAGGAUGAAGAUGAGAUAACAUCAUCAUCCACGGAAUCGUCCGAUUCAGAUCCACCAUCUGACAAUGACUCUGACUUUGGUCCGCGAGGUCCUAAAAGAGGCGGUAUGAGAGCUAGAGGUGGUAGGAAAGGUCUUACAACCAGAGGAGGAAGUAUGACAGCCACUCGUAGGAGAGGUUCCAAUAAACAAAUGGAUAUGGAGCAAGUUCGUCGAUUAGACAUGGAAAUGGCUGCUGCCGUGAAUGCUAUGAAGAGUCCAGAAAAAGACGAGAAAUUAGGAGGAUUUGGUCUCGUUAAAGGUAAGAGACAAUUUAAAACUGCCGUUGGACGGAAGAAAGAGGAAUCGCAACGUAUCGAAUCGUCUUCAGCGAUGAGCGAAGAUGUUCCGGUCAAUUUUGACAAACCGUUGCAAACGACGAAUCAAGUUAAAGCAAAUUUGAUCAAUGCUAAUAUGAUUAAGGGCGAUAUGAUUCUUACAAAGCCUGGACAAGGAAGAAGUAAUCAGAAAGUAACGUUUGUACAAAAACAAGUGCUCAUGAAGCCAAAUGACCUAAAAAAUAUCGACAUAAAGAAGCAAGUGGUUCUUCCCAAAGGGAAAUUUCUGGGUCAAACUGGGGCCAAAUUCUUUGCUACGAAAGAUGGUAAACUGCUUCAAAUACCUGUAACUACCAAAACAAUAACAUCGAACGUAUCAGUUGCACAAAUGAAGGGAGCAAUACCACAAGUGUCUCCGACGCAACAGUCUGUUGCUGUGAUACAAAAUCAAACGUCAACUGUGCAACAGCCACAACAACAACAGCAGCCGCAGCAACCGGUGAAAGUGACUUCGCCUGCUGCUGCUAUAUUGAAAAUAAAAUCUUGCGAUUCGAAGAAAGAGAAAAGAAAAUCGGACGGUUUAGUAGAUGCUGUUACAAAAACGGAAAUCGAUUCGGGGAAAGCAACGGAUAACAAAGUUUUCGAUGGCACAAAAAAACAUCUGAAGAAAGAGAAUCGUAAAUCGCCAGCGUACAUGGUAGAUAGCUUAGGACCUGCUCUUUUCUCGACUCCGGACAUUAUACGGCGCGUCGGUUCAAAUGGCGAAUCGAAAAUUCAAGAAAACGUGGUGACAUCGUUGAUUUCUACGACACCAUCGACAGUUGCAAGUGGAAAUGCUCUUACACAACAAGCGACACAUUCGUCAUCGUCAUCGUCUUCGUCGUCGUCGUCCUCCUCGUCCUCCUCCUCCUCCUCCUCCUCCUCCUCCUCCUCCUCGUCCUCGUCGUCGGAAACCCAUAUCGUGGUGGAUAAGCGGGAAACUGGCGUUGCUUUGGUACAAAAUCAAGAAGUAGAAUCUAAACCAGGUAUAAAAACGAAUGCGACAGAAGAAAUACAGCCUACUUUGGAUUCUGGUAAGCGUGGUAUUAUAGAAGGUGAGGAGCAUUUGCUAGCUACAUUGGAAAUGGAAGCUAGUAAGCACGAAGAAGAGUUACUCGCAGAAGCAUUGCUGCUACAAGAAGAACUUGGUGUCGACUUGGCCGAACAUGCUGCGUUGGUCGAACAAGGAGGAAGUGCAACACCCGAGUCAUUAACCUCGAAUAAUAUACUUAUCCCACCUUUGAUCACGUCCGAGCCAGAAGGAACCAAACCGUUGGGUGAUGCUCCUACGGCAAUAAUCGUAACAGCAACUAUGUCAAGCACAACAACAGUCGUGACAGCAAGCAAUGCGAGCACAAAUGUAUCUAGAGAAUCGGGAAGGAAAGUUGGGAAGGAGGAUAAGGAACCUAUUCAGAUAAUUCGCGGUGGACGGGUAAUCACAUUACCUCCUAUCGAGGCACCGGCAACUCGGAGCAAAAGAUUACAAGCGAAAACUGAAGCUGUUCAAAAAACUUUUGAACUUGUGAAACGAACGGAAAAGCUUAAUUACAGCGUACAACAACAAAGGCCGUCGCAAUCUGUCAAGCACGAAAUUCGCCCGAAUAUUGAGGAGGAGGAGGAGGAGGAGGAAGAAGAAGAAGAAGAAGAAGAAGAAGAAGAAGAAGAAGAAGAAGAAGAAGAAGAAGAAGAAGAAGAAGAAGAAGAAGAAGAAGAAGAAGAAGAAGAAGAAGAAGAAGAAGAAGAAGAAGAAGAAGAAGAAGAAGAAGAUAAUUCAGAUUCAGAAGAUGAUCCUGAUAGACUUUGGUGUAUAUGCAAGCGACCGCAUAACAAUCGCUUUAUGAUUUGUUGCGACGUAUGCGAAGAUUGGUUUCAUGGGAAAUGCGUACACGUGAGCAAAGCCAUGGGACAACAAAUGGAGGAAAAGGGAAUAGAAUGGGUAUGCCCGAAUUGCUCGAAGAAAAAAGACGAAGAAGCAAAAGCUAAAAUGAAUAUACAAAACGUUUCUGGGAAGCAACAACGGAUCCAAUCUAACGCAGUAUCCGAUAACUCGAAAAACCUUGCUACUCUUCAUCAAACAUCAUUUGGUAGAGAGACGUCGUCUUCGAUUCAUUCCGCUUGCGAUUACGACAGUGUUCAAUAUUCCAGUGGUAUGCAAUGUGUCGUUUGUAAAAAAGAAGCAAGAAACUCGAGCAUUUAUUGCUCCGACGCGUGUAUACUCGCACAUGCCCAAGAAACGUUGACCAAAGACAAACCAGUAGCAGCAACAGGACCAACGAUUAGUCCGAAGGGAACAAGGGCGUCACCGUUUGAUCCUGCCGCAAAGCCAAAAAUUGACGCUAGAGUUAUCGUGUUUGAGAGAAAAUCUGGAAGAGUAUUAACUGGUUCUGAUGCACCGACAAGAUCAAAUUUGCGCGCAUGGUUAAAGGAGCAUCCCACGUUUGAAGUUGUUGGAACAAAUAAUCUUGGUACAGUGCAAAUAGGGAAAACAAUAUCGACAAUACAAACACAAAUACCUGGUAAAAUGGGAAAGUCUACGUUACUAUCACCCGUAAAAGGGCAAAAUCUUCCGAAGAUGACGUAUACAAAAGUACCAGGUUCUAAGCAAAUGAUUUUAACGGCGGGAAAUAAAAAGAUCACGGUAAUCUCCGGUGGACAACAGCAACAACAACUGCAACAACUACAGCAGCAGCAGCAGCAGCAACCGCAACAGCAACCACAACAACAACAGAUUCAAGCGUCAAGCACAAAAACAAUACAAAUGAAGCAAAUGUUACUGCCUCAGACGAACAAGAGUCCCCUUUUGUUGAAAACUGCAACUGCAAAAUCGGUUGGUCAGGCGCAAACGAAGCAACUGAGCGGCGUAGUGUCGCCAAAGCAAACGGCGGCAAACAUGAAGAAACAAGAAUUGAAACAGGCUAGCUUGCAAUCGAAGCAACAGCAGGUGAAACCUAGUCCACAGAAGAAACCUGAAACCGAACCGAUUCGAGUAAACAUACGAAAAACUUUGACAGAGUUACUGUCUAGCCGUAUAAAAGAAACGGAAGAUUUGAAGCUUACGAACGAGGAAAUAAUUGAUCUAGCUUACAACAUCGAGUUGGAAUUGUAUAAAUACUUCAAAGACACUGGGGCAAAAUACAAAGCGAAGUACAGAAGCUUGGUGUUCAACAUAAAGGACACGAAAAAUUUGACAUUGUUCCGAAAAAUUGCCGAUAGAUCGUUGACGCCGGACGCGGUUGUGAGGCUAAGUCCUGACGAGAUGGCUAGUCAAGAAUUGGCGGAAUGGCGUGAAAAGGAGACGAAGCAUCAGUUAGAAAUGAUCAAGAAGAACGAGUUAGAUUUAAUGGCUCAAGCGAAAUCCAUCGUAGUUAAAACGCACAAAGGCGAGCAAAUAAUCGAGAACGACGGUGGUAUCGAUCACGUUGACCCGAAAACUCCCGUGCAAGAUAUCGUGACUGCACUGAACAGUGCGGAUAGUAUAACGUCGACCGUGGACGAUACGGAAAAGGAGUUGGAGAGGAUGAACGAAGGGGAGGACAGGUCGCGAGUAAAGGAAGACGGUAAAAAGUCAAGGAGUUUGGACGAUAAGAGAAGAAAGGAUAAGGACAAGGACAGGGGCAGGGAGAAGGAGAAAGACAAGGAAAGGGACAAGGAGAAAGAAAGGGGAAGGGAGAAGAAAACAAGCGAUAGUAGGCGGGGUAGGAGUAUGAGUAGAAGUAGGCACAACAAGCACGGUAGAGAGGAUAGAGAACGCAGUAAGACUCGGGAGAAGAGCAGAGAGAGGAAGUCUCGUGAUAAAGAAGGUAAACGGGAGAGAGAGAAGGAUCGCGACAAGGAUAAAGAACGGGAUAGGGGUCGGGAGCGAGAACGGGAACGAGAACGGUCAAGAACUAGAACUCGGGAGAAAUCGAAGGUCCGCGAGAGGAGCAGCAGAGAGAAGACGACGAAACAGAAGGAGAGGGAGAGGGAGAGGGAACGAGAACGGCACAGAAGCAACGAGAACAGUUCGAGAAAUCGCGGCAGCGACAGUUUCCUUCACUACGAUCUGUCGAAGGAUGCAGAGAAAAGGGGCGAAGAGGAGGAUGACGAUGAGGAGGAGAAGAAGCGGGAGACGGAAAAGAAAGAGGAGUUUCAGUCGGGUUUGACGAUGGGAACAUCGGGAGAGAAGUCGAUCGAUGACCGUCUUUGGCGGCACGUCGAGGACGAGAUGACCAGCAACAACACGAUCGACGGAGGGAACGAUUCCGACGUGUCGGACAGAGAGCCAACGUCAACGGUUACUAUUAAAACGCCGGACAUUAACGAAGAAAUUGACAAGGAAAGGGAACAAGAACAAGGAAUGACAGUUGAAAGGGAAACUCCGAAAGGUGGGGGAGGAUGGCAAACAGUUUGGAGGGGGUUCGUUAAUAUGGUGGACGUAGCAAAGUUUUUCAUUACCGCGCAAGAAGUGAGCGGUCACGCGAAGGAUUUGAUGGACGAUUUGCCAGACACGGUUGACGUUGUUGGGAGAAUAAGUCACGAGACUGUUUGGGAUUACAUCUCGAAGAUGAAGAAGACCGGUUCGAAAGAGAUUCUGGUGAUUCGAUUGACCGCGGCGAACGACGAAGAAAAGAUCCCGUACAUAACGCUCUAUAGCUAUUUGAACAGUAGAAGUCGACUCGGAGUGGUUGGAAAUGUCUCGAAGAAUAUAAAGGAUUUUUAUAUAAUGCCUUUCUCGAGUCAAAGCACGAUACCUCAGGUUCUCUUGCCGUUGAACGGGCCCGGUUUCGAGGAGCACAGGCCGCAUCUCCUUUUAGGGAUCAUCGUUCGCAACAAGCGGAAACGUCUCGCGGCCGGUAUAACCUCUUCGAGCGUACCGAUGAAAUUGUCGAAAAAGGAUACCGAUCGAAGUUACACACCCCCGUUGAUGAUGGUGACCGGUUCGAAGGACAAGCCUAUGAGUGGGAACAUGGCGAUGAUCACAGCCACGAUUACGUCUACGGCGACACCGACUAUCGCGGCGUCCUCGUCUCCCUCGGCGGCCACUACUACGAAUGCAUAUCACAAAGGAGGAGCGACGGGGGGAAUGCAACGGGAAACAACAGAAUCUGCGAAAGAGAAGCAACAUCAUCCUGUCACGCAAACCACCCUGGACAGCUUGAACAGGGCGCACAUAGGCAUGUCGAGGAGUACGUUGCUCGAUACCGCAACCAUAUGUAAAAUCGUGCCGGAAUUGUCUUCGAAAAUCGAUCUUACCUCCUCGCCAGGCAAGGUACCGAUCGAGGACGACGGUGACGAGCCCUAUAGUCCCGGUCAGAUGGACGAGGAGGAGCAGGAGGUCGAUCUCGACUUGCGAGCUUCUUCGACGUCGACGGCAACCGUCAUAUCCUCCAUGUCUAAUUCAAUGAGUAUCGAUGGUACCACGAUCGAUAACGGUAUUAUUUCUUCCAGUAAAAAUUCGAACGAACUCCAACGAAAAAUGGAGGAACUAAAUAGACAAAUCGAAGAACAGAAGCAACAAAUACAAAGUAUUAGUUCGUCGUUUCUCGGUGAAUCAACGCCUACUCUGCCGGGUUUAGGGCUGGACCCACCGGUUAAUGAUGAAUGCGAGGAAGCUUACAGUCCUUCCGAUGCAAGGUCAUUCACACCGCCACCACCUCCGGGCAUUUCAAAGUUUACUCAACCGAUUCUUGAGAAAGUAUCAAAUAUAACGAUUCCGCCAAAUUUGCAAGAAAUUUUGGCGAACGUGAAGCGACAAGAGAGCUCGAAAGUAGACCCUUAUCUACCGUCUAAGCCCAGCGCCACAUUUUUAACCACAGUCAACUCUUCGAUGUACCAAAAUUCGGAAAAAUAUUCCUCGUCACCUCCCGCCGUGAAGCUUUCAGUCGGCGGAUCAGGCAAGACCAAUUCGGAGAAAGCUUCUUCGCUCGAUAUAUCGUCUAAUCAUCGAGAGUCGGUUUCGAAGGAGAAAGAAAAUAAGAGUACGUUGAGCUCUUUAAGCGACCUAGAUCUGAUCAGAAAAGCUGAAGAGGAAUUAGCAGCCGUUGCAGCCGCAUCUGCUGCCGCCGCCGCAGCAGCAGCAAUAGCAUCAUCAGGAUCGAUCGUGGCCGAAAAUUCUGUUCCCUCGAGUUUAUCGACAACGACAUCGCCGCAACCGCAGCCACAGCCACAGCCGCAGGCUCUUCCAACGAUCAUAGGGACCUGCUCCUCUUCUCCAUCGUUACUGUCAGCUUUAGCUUCGGAGUCUCCGUCAUCUCACGAGAGUACUUCUCCUUACAAGAGUCCCUUUCCAGAACCUUUCAAACGAAAUAUAGCCCCCGAACAACCGAAGCCACCUGGCCUCGAGGACGAGGAUUUCCCACCAUUCCCGUCCACGCCACCGAAUGUCGAAAAUAAUUUAUCGAAAACGAUGUUAUCCUCGCGUUCGAAAUUCGUUCCAAAGAGUGGGAUCGUGUUGAGCAUCAAGCGGAAGAUUAACGACGACGGUAGUAUCGCCUCUUGUACUCCGAACAAAGCACCAAGAGUGAAAUCUCGGUGGGGUCAAGGCCCUUCAGAGUCCGUUGAUUAG